Pelodiscus sinensis (Chinese soft-shelled turtle) is the source of this 1419-nucleotide messenger RNA. Its product is annotated as zona pellucida sperm-binding protein 3-like. Gene Ontology annotation, biological process: positive regulation of acrosome reaction; binding of sperm to zona pellucida; egg coat formation. Gene Ontology annotation, cellular component: extracellular matrix. Lineage: Eukaryota; Metazoa; Chordata; Testudines; Trionychidae. Gene Ontology annotation, molecular function: acrosin binding. The record is from RefSeq and is a predicted model, not a curated record.
GCAGGAUGGGGUCCUGGCUGGGCUUUGCCCUGCUGUGCUGGACACUCAGUGGGGUGGCCUGUUACAACCCCUGGGAUUUCUCCAGGAGCGACUCAGCCAUCUGGAGACCCACCCCCAGGGCUGAGCCCCCUCGCAGACAGGCCCAUGUGGCCUCCCCUGCCCAUCCCUACGCCUGGGCUCGGGUUGAUGCUUCCCAGCUCCGGGCUGUGUCCCUGGGGCAGCCUGUGACGGUGCAGUGCGAGGAGGCUCAGAUGGUGAUCACGGUGCACAGGGAUCUGUUUGGGACCGGGCAGCUGAUCAAAGCUGCUGACCUGAGUCUCGGCACGGCCGCCUGCCCGUACACGUCCCUCGGGGCUGCGGAGAACACGGUCACCUUUGCAGCUGGCCUCCAUGAGUGCGGCAGCACCUUGCAGAUGACUCCAAACUCCUUGGUCUACAGCACAAGCCUGUUCUACAACCCCAGCCCUGCCAGCAACCCAGUGAUCCAGAGAACCAAUCCAGCUGUGAUUCCUGUUGAGUGUCACUAUCCCAGGAAGGACAAUGUGAGCAGCAGAGCCAUCAAGCCAACCUGGGUCCCCUUCAGCUCCACCUUGUCUGCGGAGGAGAGGCUGGGUUUCUCCCUGCGCCUGAUGAACGAUGACUGGAGCGCCGAGAGACCCUCCAGUGGCUUCCAGCUGGGAGAGCUCAUGCACAUCCAGGCUGAUGUCAGCACUGAGAACCACGUGGCUUUGAGGCUCUUUGUGGACAGCUGCGUGGCCACCCUGAGCCCAGACAGGGACUCUUCUCCCCGCUACGCAAUCAUUGACUUCAAUGGCUGCCUGGUGGACGGGAGAUCAGAGGACAGCACCUCAGCCUUCAUUUCCCCCCGGCCCAGGCAGGACUCGCUGCAGUUCACCGUGGAUGUGUUCAAGUUCGCUGCAGACGCCAGCAACCUGAUCUACAUCACCUGCCAUCUGAAAGUCACGGCUGCUGAGCAAGCCCCCGACCCCUUGAACAAGGCCUGCUCCUUCAGCAAAGCUGGCCAGACCUGGCUUCCCGUGGAAGGCACCAGAGACAUCUGCAGCUGCUGUGAGACGGGCGCCUGCGGGCUGCUGGGAGGCCAGUCCAGGAGAGCGAACCCCCUGGACAGGUGGUCGGGGUGGCGCUUCCAAAGAGACGUGCCCCCCGGGCAGGGCGCGUCCGGGGGCAGAGACGUCCAGGCUGACAUUGCAGUUGGACCCGUGUUCAUCCUUGGCCCAGGCUCACGGGGUCUCCGGGAAGGAGGGCGGGAAGCUCCCCAGGGUGCUGCAGGGGAGCACGGCGCCAUGGUGGGCCUGGUUUCCACGGCAGCAGCCGUAGCCGUGGCCUGGUUUCCAUGGCUGUGGCGAUAGCUCCGGCCUUUCCCCGUGUAGUCGCCUCCUUCGCCCGGGAACGCAACCG